AUGAGUUCAGGAGCCAGACCGCGGGUGUUUAUCAGUCGGAGAAUUCCGGAGGAGGGUCGAGCGCUGCUGGCAGCCACAUGUGAUGUGAACAGUUGGGAGUCGGACGAACCACCAUCUCAUAGUGAAUAUCUUCAAGCUGUGGCAGGGGUGGACGGUAUCCUGUGUCUGCUCACGGAUACGAUUAAUGGGGAACUACUGGACGCUGCAGGCCCCGGUCUGAAGGUCGUCUCCACCCUGAGUGUGGGAUAUGACCACAUUGAUGUGAAAGAAUGUGCCAGACGUAAUGUCAAGAUUGGAUACACACCAGGAAUUCUAACGGCUGCUACAGCAGAACUGACAGUUGCACUGCUGCUGGCGACCUCCCGCAGACUCAAGGAGGGUAUUCGAGCUGUGGAAAAUGGGGAAUGGGGUUCCUGGAAACCUAUGUGGCUGUGUGGGCCAGGUCUUGAGGGUGCAACUGUAGGAAUUGUGGGAUUUGGUCGUAUUGGCGUCACUGUUGGCCGAUGUCUGAAACCGUUUGGUGUGGCCAGUUUUCUUUACAGUGGAAGAUCAGAAAAACCAGUGGAAGCCAAAGAACUUGGAGCCAUGUUUGUCAGCUUUGACGAAUUGCUAGCCAAAUCUGACUUUGUAGUUGCCUGUUGUGCUCUCACAGAUAAGACCAGAAACUUAUUUAAUGCCAGUGCUUUCAAGAAGAUGAAGAACAGUGCCGUGUUUGUCAACACCAGCAGGGGAGGGAUUGUCAAUCAGAAUGAUUUAAUCACGGCCCUGCAGUCUGGACAGAUCGGGGCUGCCGGCCUGGAUGUGACCACACCAGAGCCUCUGCCGACAGACAGCCCACUCCUGAAACUGGACAACUGUGUUGUUCUUCCUCACAUUGCCAGUGCCACGCACAAGACAAGGGCAGCCAUGGCAGUCCUGGCAGCCAACAAUUUGCUGGCUGGGCUGAGGGGAGAUAAACUUCCACAUGAAAUUCAGAUCUAG
Messenger RNA from Candidula unifasciata, 981 nucleotides. NCBI's taxonomy places the organism in Eukaryota, Metazoa, Mollusca, Gastropoda, Stylommatophora, Geomitridae. The record is from the annotation of a GenBank genome assembly.